Molecule: messenger RNA, 1478 nt
Organism: Oncorhynchus keta (chum salmon)
Lineage: Eukaryota; Metazoa; Chordata; Actinopteri; Salmoniformes; Salmonidae
Product: beta-2-glycoprotein 1-like
Exons: 8
Coding region: 266-1309 (347 amino acids)
Source: RefSeq, a predicted model, not a curated record
GACAGGGUUUGAUGAAGAGAACUUGUUGAUGUUGAUGUGUACUAGGAAUAGGGGUGGGGCAUAUAACCAGUAAGGCUCACAAAGGUCUGGUGUGUUACGGUGAAUUACAAAAAUACUAAAAGACCUCGAGGUUGCCUCAUUCUGCGUUGUCAUCGACUCUUACCUUGAGUAACAUAAAAAGUUAGGAGCUCCAACGACAUUCUGAUUUUUUUUUUUUUACCCCUGAAAGCAGAGAGGAGAGGACACUCUCUCCACACCACAGAUAAUGGCCCCAAGUCUGUCUUUGCUGCUGAUCUGUCUGCUUGCCUUGUAUACACCAGUGGCAUCCAAGAAAGAAUGUGGCCGCCCGUCCCUGGGUGACGGUAUGGACCUGGAGGGGCUCCAGAGGGUGUACUCCCCCGGAGACGUGGUGGUGCUGUCGUGUAAACGAGGAUAUACACCCACCUCAGGCUCUCGCACAAUCAUCUGCACUGCUAGUGGACACUGGACCAAGUCUAGACUCAAGUGCUCAACAAAGAGUUGCUCCUUCCCAGACGCCUUGGACCACGGAGACAUGGAGUUUGUGGACAUUGUCUACCAGAGUACCAUCAACUACACCUGCCACGAGGGGUACAUCCUGCAAGGAGCCAGUACCAUUGAGUGCUUGCAUGACGGACAAUGGAGUGAUCCCCCACCGAAGUGCACACCGGUGACGUGUGGUCUUCCUCCAAUACCUAAAUAUGGGAAAAUAGUCUACGACAGUAAGUUCACAGGCAACAUGACGGUGUUUGGUUUUGGGGGGACCUACGAGUGUUUCCCUCCACUUGUCCUCAUAGGCAAUGAGAGGGGAUCGUGCAGCACUAACGGAGACUGGACUGAGCCACCAGAAUGUAAAUUGGUGACCUGUUCAGCUCCAACAGACAUCAACAACGGCUACAUGAACAUUCAUGAUAAGAGGGAGUACGGCUUCAAGGAGACUGUCAGAUAUGGAUGUAAUAUAGACUAUGUCCUGGAUGGGCCUGUGGAGAUCGAAUGUCUCCAAACAGGGGAUUGGUCAAUAAAGCCAGCUUGCAGGGUUCCCUGCAAGGUAGAUAUUAAAAGAGGACGCAUCCUUUACAAUGGAAGGACAUUUUGGAUAAAGGAUUUCGAGCCCAAUAAAAUCUCACAUGGGGAAGUCCUCUCGGUCUACUGUAUGAACAAGGAAAAGAAGUGUGGCUAUGCAGUGUCAACGCAGUGCAUCGAUGGAAAACUCAAGAUCCCAGAAUGCUUUGAAGAACCAAGUGAUACAUUCGAUGAUGAUUCCCUGCCAUCUGAGAUAGCCCAGUGCUGAAACUCAACUGUGCAUGACAAAGCAAAUUGAGACCGAGAACAUUGAUUGCCUGAAUUAAAUGUCAAUAAAACCAUGUGUAUUUCUAUGUAAUGCAAUGCAUUUGUUCCUCGGAAAAAAAAUUCCGUAGAGAUCAAAUUUUACGAUGAAUAAAAAAUACUGUUUUCUUGUA